This is a messenger RNA of Saprolegnia parasitica CBS 223.65, 771 nucleotides long. RefSeq lists its product as hypothetical. Bases 6 to 623 code for a protein of 205 amino acids. The transcript has a single exon. Lineage: Eukaryota; Oomycota; Saprolegniomycetes; Saprolegniales; Saprolegniaceae. The record is from RefSeq and is a predicted model, not a curated record.
CCGUGAUGGCGAUCGAGUUCGACCGAAUGGCCAUGAACAGCGACGACGACGAUGAGGUCGAGCUGCAGCCGCGCGCGCCGCCGAUGCAGUGGCCCGCGCCCAAGCACCCAUCGACACAGAGGCCACCCGUGCGUCUCGACCAUGCUUUCCUGAACCCGAACAAGGCCGUGCAGAUGGCCCACAGCACGGCGGCCGCGCCGGUCGUCGCCAGCGCGAUGCACUCGACGCGACGCCUCGAAGCACAGAUCCAAAGUGUGCAGGAACAGCGCUAUGACGAGAGGACCAUCGAGCUGGACGACGACGAGCGGAGAGAGCUCGUGGCGCAGACCGCGCCAGCCAAGGGCCCCUGGCGCUACGACUACGAUGCACUCGUCGACGUCGACGCGCCGCCGCCCGUCAAGCCGCGAAAAGUCAAGAAACAAAUCGACGACAAGUGGAAACAGUCGUUGGCCGUCGCGCCACCUCGCGAGCUGCCGUCAGAAAUUGACUUUCAGAUUGAGGAUCGCAUCCGAGCGUCGGCGAUGCAGUGCUUUGGCGCACCGUUUGACGCGAAACGACACAUGGCGGCGGCGGCGCCGACUUCGACGCCGCUCAACCUCUUUCUUGGCUUCAAAAUGCAGUGACCGACAACGCCACCCAUGCCAUGGAGUUCAUAAUGUCACGUACUAGUAUGACACAAACAUUGUCGUAUGCAACAUGCACAAUCCAUUAAAUAAUUAGUCUCUACUCUAAAAAUGCUUCGUCAACCGCAAUGAGCUAUCAUGAUCCUCC